This is a messenger RNA of Tetrahymena thermophila SB210, 531 nucleotides long. RefSeq lists its product as hypothetical. Lineage: Eukaryota; Ciliophora; Oligohymenophorea; Hymenostomatida; Tetrahymenidae. The transcript has 4 exons. The record is from RefSeq and is a predicted model, not a curated record.
AUGGUAAAGCUGUUUUUUAUUACCAAACUGCUUUUUAAAAAGUAAAAUGUUUCACGUCAAGCCUUAAGGUGGACUCCUAUACUUCUCUAGCAUAAGCUAUAAAAUGAUUCCCUCUAGGGUUAUUUGUUUUCUCUAUUUGGAUAUCCUAAUUAUUACAAAUUAAAUUAAUAAUACCGCGAUAAAAUGUUAUAUUAGAAGUUUUAUCGCUUACCUGUUCAAGAAAAUAACUAAGGACUCUAAGGAUUGACAAAUGAGUCUUUAUAUACUCCUCAAACUGGUAAAUAAGGAGACUUCGAAAAAAUUAAGACAAACUAAUUUGUGCAUGCUGUUUAAAUUGUUUAAAAUCCUAUGUAAAUGGAUGACUUUAGCUUGAACGAUGUUGAAUCAGUUAUCAGUGACUAUGAAUACGACUAAGAAUUUAACAAUUCACAAUUUUCUGAAAGCUUAGUCUUAAGUUGGAAUGACAGCACUGCCUUUGGAACUGGAAGUUCAGCUAAUUCAAACAGUUCAAGUGCCUAGUUUGCUUUUUGA